This is a messenger RNA of Cladocopium goreaui, 6915 nucleotides long. Lineage: Eukaryota; Dinophyceae; Suessiales; Symbiodiniaceae. The record is from the annotation of a GenBank genome assembly.
AUGUGCCACGGCCCCACUUCUGGGAAACCCCAAGCAUCGGUGCUGCACUACAUCGCGCGAGAAUGGCGAAUGCUUCCGUGCUGGGUUUUGGGCUAUGAGGCAUCCAACUCCAGAUAUUUGGUCGAGUUGGAGGAUGGAAGCCAAAAACAAGUCAAACGACUAGCUCUUCGGUUCAAUGCUGAAGAUCCUCAGAACUUUGCCUUGCGGGUGGAGACCUGUCGUGCAAAAAAAGCACAUUGUGAGCUACAACAGGCCUUCAUCAAGUUCAUUGAGUCGCAACCGGAUGAGUUGGUCUCACCGCUUCGUAGAGAGCAAAAAGAAAGGUUUAUCCGACAAGGCCUUCACAGAAGUCACUUGGAAGACUCGAACAGCUUUGUUGGACAUAUCCGUGACCUCAUCCGGGAGAUCGAAGAGAACUAUGUCCUGUCAAUGAAAUUUGCAAAAGUAAAGAAUGACCUGAUUCUAGAGAUGGGCACUCCGUAUGCCUGUGUUCGAGACGACACGCCUUUUGCACCAUUGUUGGGCAACUUCCUGCCUUGCAAGGCGCCACAGUAUGGCUUGGUGGCGCACCAGGCCUCUGAGCAAUCUGUGCUGGAGAUAGCAACUCAUUUGGUCCAGCAGCCCACCAUCUCCAGAAAUGUCAACGUUGUGACCAUGGCGGUUUGGCGUCGUUUCGGUGAGGAGAUUGACCGGCAUCGCAUCCUCGACACAAUGCCCUCUGGAAAAGUGGGAGAUCGUGGCAGUAGUGCAACCGGUCGUGGAAUAAGCGGCCAGGACUUUCGAACGCGAACGUUCGCACCCACAGACUUCAUUUUGCAUAUGGAGGAGCACAGAAAGGAUGUAGCAGUUAUCCUGGAACGCCAUUGGCGAGACUAUAUCGUUUCAGAGGUCCUCGACAAAAUGUCUGAAGUUAACAAUUUCUUUAUCGAGAAUCCGCAGAAGCACCUCAGGCAACCUUUGCACAGAAUUCUGCGGAAGUUUGACUUGAUCCUCUCGGCGCAGAUGAGAUGGUUUGUUCAGAUGUCUCUGACCGAUUGGGUUGCCUUUGUGCGUUCGUUUAUGCCGGAUGAUGAGCCGCUUCAGACACCCCUGCUUACGUUGAGCCUCGAGGCAACGCAUGGGGAGGUCGGAAUUGCACCGCAUCCAGAAGACCUGAAGCAGAAGAUCCUCGAUCUAAUCGAUGAUGUGACAAAGGUCACAUCUUCCAUCAUGAGCAUCGAGUAUGAGUUGGUACCUUUUUGCAACCUCCCGCAGCACUUGAUGUUUGAUCUCCAAUCAGAGGGAGCACGUCGUGAUGAAGCUGACAAAAAGGAGGUUGAAGAUGCUGCCCGUCUGGUGGGCGCACAAACGUUGCACUCAGGCCCUGUUGACGAAGGGCAACUUCUACGUGCUGCAAAGGCUGCAACAGCGGAGGUCAUCGAGGACUGUCUCUUUGGUCCUCGAGAAGUCCAGGCAAAGUACCAGAAAUAUGCAUAUCUAUUUCACGAAGAGGUUGGUGCCGACCUUGAUCCGCUAGAUGUCGAGUCUGUGCGAGUUCGAACAGAGGCUUACUUGCAGGCUGGGACGGAAAUUGAGAAGCUUACCACCGAGAUUGUGAAGUUUCCACUCUUCGAGCUGCAUUGUACGGACAUCAUUCAGCACAUGUCGCAGCGUGCCUAUCACCUUGCAGCCUGCUGCUUGGAGACCGUGGCGCAAAGCAUUCAGGAGCGCUCUCAAGCUGUGCUGAACGAAUGGCAAGAAACUCAUGAGCGGAUUCUCUCAAACCCUGAAGAUGAAGAGGAGCUUGCCAACCUCAAGCAGUUCAUGGCAGAUCUGCCCCAGCUGAAGACAAAGCCGCUGAUGCAAACAACCCGGCACAUUCACACCCAAAUCAACAUGCUAGCAGACUUCAGCUUCUUCAUAGACAAUGAGGUCGUCGAGCGUGCCUUUUCCUCGUUUGCUUGGCCAUUGCAGAUUCAGAUUGAUGUGGGCGAUUCGGAGCGAAGUCUGGACUCUCAAAAGCAGAAGUUUAUGGAAAAGCUGGAUCGAGAGAAGACUGAGUAUGAGCGUGACAUGGCAAGAUACCAGGAGGAUCUUGAGUGGGUCAAGAGUCUGAAUGAUUACUCUCUGGCCAUGAAGUGUGCUCAUCGAAUCUACUCGUUGCGGGAGAACCUGGACCGUGCCAAAGAGCGGGUUCAGAGCUUUUUGGACCGCGAGCGCUUGUUUGGCAUGGACGUCUCAGACUACUCUGUGGUGGAGAAUAUGACUGAGGCAUUCGAACCAUACUACAAGCUUUGGACCAGUGCCAUUGACUUCAAGCACUCAGAGGAAGAGUGGCUGACUGGAAUGGUGCAGAGACUGGUGGCGGAAGAAAUCGAGACCGUCGUUGAAGAUCAGUACAAGGAGAGCUACAAGACCAUCAAACAGUUCGAGGGAAAUGAAAACCCUCUUGCUGUGGCCAAGGACUUGCGCGAGGAGAUUUCUUCUUUCCGCGCCAACAUGCCUGUCAUCCGCGCCCUAUGUCAAGAGGCAUUCGAGCCACGACACUUUUCAGACCUGUUUGAAGAGCUGCGCUUGGACAUGGACAUGGAGGAUGGCAUCACCUUGCAGCAAAUGCUCGAAGUUGGUAUCCUGGACCACAUUGACACCCUGGAGCGAAUCAGUGUAAAGGCGCAGAAGGAACAUGGGUUGAAGACUGCCCUGACCAUGAUGAAGAAAGAGUGGAGGCCUAUUGAAUUUGGCUUGGUACCACACAGAUCGGGCACGCACAUGGUGAAGGGGAUUGACGAGAUUCAGGCAGUACUGGACGACCACAUUGUGAAAACCAUGGGCAUUCGUGGUUCUCCCUUCGUGGAGCCAAUUGAGAAGGAGGUCAAGGACUGGUUGGCAAAGCUGACACUCAUCCAAGACCUCCUGGAGCAAUGGCUGGCCAUGCAGCGUUCAUGGCUGUACCUUGAGCCCAUUUUCACCUCUGACGACAUCCAGAAGCAGUUGCCAGGGGAAGCCAAGAGGUUUCAACAGGUAGAUGUUCUUUGGCGCAGCACCAUGGAGACCGUGUCCGAAAACCCCAACGUUCUGGAUGUUUCAGAGAUCGAGAACCUUCUGGCAAGCUUUGUGGAUGCAAACAAAAAAUUGGAUGCGAUCCAGAAAGGACUCAACCAGUACCUAGAGAAGAAGCGCUUGGACUUCCCACGGUUCUUUUUCCUCUCCAAUGACGAACUUUUGAUGAUUCUUUCUCAGACGAAAGACCCAACAGCUGUCCAACCUCACAUGGGAAAGUGCUUCGAAGGAAUCAGCAGGGUCCGCUUCAACAAGACGAAUGAAAUCAUUGAAGCAAUGGCGUCAGUGGAGGGGGAAGUGGUUGAUUUGGCUCUGCCAGUGAACGUGGUUGAAGGGGAGAAGAAAGGAAAUGUAGAGAAGUGGCUCAUGGAAGUGCAAGGUUCUGCUGACAUGGUUGACAUGUUUGAAAUGAAGACGACGGAUGCGACAUUUCAUGCAGAUAUGAAGUGCUGGCCUUGCUGGACUCACGGCACUGGAAAGGCUCUCUGCGGCUGGCCUAAAGUGCAUCCUACUGGAGGCAUCCUCUUCACCAGGCUGCGUGGCCGGUUCUUUUGCGGCCGCUGGGUCGAGGAAGGAGCCAACUGGGUGCAAGGCUUGGGCACGAAUCCAGUUUGGCAGAAAGUCCAGCAACGCAGCUGCACCGUGAAGACAGAAGAUGGGAGCGAGAACAAGGUAGACUCGAAAGACCGUGUGAGUUUUCGUGGCCUUGGAAAAGCAGGGCCAGAAGACAUGACAAAGGAAGCAACGGAGCGCACAAAGGCCUUUGAGAAAGCAAUGAGUUUGGUGGAGGAUGAAGAAAGUGGAGAGGGUGGUCCUGACGGUCCUGACCAGGAUUUGGCACAAGCACUGGCACAGCAAGGUUGGGUACCAGCGUCUUCACCUAUUGACAUGGCCAUUGAGUUCAGAGAGAUUGACUUUGAGUACGGUGAGAGUCCAGAAAAGGUUUCCGUGCAGCACAACGUCCAUGGUGAGUUUACAUGGGACGACUUUGGUCCAGAUUCCUUCUUCGUGGAUGAUUGCCGUGGGUUGGCUUCAAUUUGUCCUGAAGUGCCAGAAGGAGUUGGAUCGUACUACAACUGUAUCGUCGAGGAGCUUAUCCAGUUGCCUGAUUGCGUACAGGUCCAAUGCAAGGAUGGGUUCAAGGUCUGGAGUCGAGUGGCACUUUGCACGGUGAGUGUUGGUGUCCUAAAUGCUCGGGACAUUCUCUUUGAUCCACCUCUGCCACUCCCUAUGCAAGAUGCAUUGAACUCAAUGACUAUGUGCAAUUAUACAAAGACAUUUGUGAAGUUGGAGUCUGCCUUAUGGGUGGAUGACGAGCAGUACGUUAUCAGGGUUGGAAAACCACGCGGACGGCACGUGGUGUGGCAACCGCUAGCACCUGAUUUGGUCAUAGUCACAAACACUGGGGAUGAGGGCAGGCGGGUGGAAAAGCUUGACCCCGAGGAGCUUAAAAGGGAGCUAGAAGGAUGUUUGUCAGAAAUGUACGAAAGACCUCCCAACAUCCUGGUGGCCGAGGCGACCAAAUGGUCUUCGGAUCCUCGAUUCAGAGGUUCCUAUUCAUUUUUGCCUACUGGAUCUAUGCCUGACGGCUGGGAUGUGGUGAACGAGAGACAUGGAAGGUGCUGCUUUGAUGCAAAAGGAGCAAUUGGUUCUGGAGAAGAUUCGGCUGACGCCAUUCUGCAGUUCUUGGGUCUGAAGCAAGAGGAUGCGAGCACGAAGUGGGUCUUGGAAUGGCCCGGACAGGUGGUCAUUUGCAUUGACAACAUCUACUGGACACAGGAGGUUGCUGCUGCAAUCGAGUCUGGCAAAUUGGAGGAGUAUCACCAGAAGUCUGUAGACCAACUGACCGGCUUGGUGAACUUGGUGCGUGGUGACCUCUCCAAGCUGGGCAGGCAAACGCUGGGAGCGUUGGUCACCAUUGAUGUGCACAAUCGCGAUGUUGUUCACAGCCUGAAAGAUGCCAAAAUUUCAUCUUCCAAGGAAUUUGACUGGAUCGCACAAUUGCGAUACUACUGGCGUCAGAAGGGUUCCAUCACCCUCAAGGACACUGGGAAGGCAAGCACAGUGGACAAAUGCGAGGUCUCCAUCAUCAAUGCAACGUUGUACUAUGGCUUCGAAUACCUGGGGAACAGCGAUAGACUUGUGAUCACACCUUUGACAGAUCGGUGCUACCGUACGCUCAUGGGUGCCUUUCAUCUCUACUAUGGUGGCGGCCCAGAAGGUCCUGCCGGGACUGGCAAGACUGAGUCCACAAAGGACCUUGCGAAAGCAGUGGCAGUGCAGUGUGUUGUCUUCAACUGCUCAGAUGGUCUGGACUAUGUUGCAAUGGGCAAGUUCUUCAAGGGCAUUGCUUCCUCGGGAGCCUGGUGUUGCUUUGACGAGUUCAAUCGCAUCAACUUGGAGGUGCUUUCUGUGGUGUCGCAGCAGGUGCAAACGAUCCAAUUUGCUAUCCGGGACAAGAAGGACAUCUUCUACUUUGAGGACACGCAAAUUAAGCUGAUUCCAUCCUGUGCUGUGAACAUUACAAUGAAUCCAGGCUACGCGGGACGAUCAGAGCUGCCAGACAACCUGAAGGCACUUUUCCGUCCGUGCGCGAUGAUGGUUCCUGACUACGCCCUUAUUGGUGAGAUCGUCCUGUAUUCCAAUGGCUUUGAAGAUGCAAAGAACCUUGCUCGAAAGGCAGUCGGAAGCCUCCGGCUGAGCUCAGAGCAGCUGUCUUCGCAGGAGCACUACGAUUUUGGGAUGCGGGCCUUGAAAUCAAUUCUUGUGAGGGCGGGGGCACUUCGCCGGAUUUACGGAGCCACACGUGAAGAGCAAAUUUUGGCGCUCUCUGCGUUGAACGAUGUCAAUCUGCCAAAGUUCACCCGCAACGACAUUCCUCUGUUCCUGGGCAUCACUGGAGAUCUCUUCCCCGAGGUGGAGCUUCCUCCAUCAGACUAUGGAGUCUUGAUCAAUGAGCUGGAGGGCAGUGCUCGGAGCCUGAUACUGCAGCCAGAGGAAGGCUUUAUCAAGAAGUGUAUCCAACUCUGGGAGACAAUCAUGGUGCGUCAUGGAUUGAUGCUUGUUGGCCAAACUGUGUCUGGCAAGACAGAGGUGGAAAAUGUGCUGGCUGCUGCACUCGGGGCUGUGGCAGAUGGAGAGAACUAUUUGCCGGUGCAGAUCCACAAGAUCAACCCCAAGUCCAUCAAACAGGGGCAACUUUAUGGCGAAAACGAUGAGGGAACUCAAGAAUGGACGGAUGGAAUCCUUGCCCUCACCGUCCGGUAUGCAUCGUCGGCUGAGCAGACCAAGCGCCAGUGGAUCCUGCUGGAUGGGCCCGUUGAUGCAGUUUGGGUGGAGAAUCUGAACACCGUGCUGGAUGACAACAAAAAGCUUUGUUUAAACAGUGGCGAGAUCAUCAAGCUGACGCCGGUGACGACCAUGAUGUUCGAGGUAGAAGACUUGGCUGUGGCAUCACCAGCAACAGUCUCUCGGUGCGGCAUGGUGUUCCUCGAGCAGCAAGACAUUGGUUGGCAGGUGCUGAUGCUCUCUUGGUGCGAGCGUUUGCCCGAUCGGCUCAAAGAUCAGAGCCCCCUGCUGCAGGAAAUUAUGGAAUACUCGGUGGAGAGCUCGUGGGAAAUGGUGUCUCGCAAAGUGAACAAACCUGUACCAGUGAGCUUGAACUGGCUGGUGCUCAACUUGCUUCAUCUUUACUGGGCUUUGAUCCAGGCUGAGAUUCCGCUCGAUCCAAGCACCAAAGACCUGCCGACGAAGGAGAAGGAAAGCAAACUGGAGGCAACCGAUGCAAGGAUGAGAAAGUGCUGGAAAUGUCUGUCAAAUAUAUCAAAGGAUCUGUGGAAUCAAGGUACUAGAAGAGUUCUUCUGGCCACAGUUUGA